Phyllopteryx taeniolatus (common seadragon) is the source of this 2405-nucleotide messenger RNA. Its product is annotated as probable G-protein coupled receptor 34. The transcript is spliced from 3 exons. NCBI's taxonomy places the organism in Eukaryota, Metazoa, Chordata, Actinopteri, Syngnathiformes, Syngnathidae. Bases 662 to 1870 code for a protein of 402 amino acids. Gene Ontology annotation, molecular function: G protein-coupled purinergic nucleotide receptor activity. The record is from RefSeq and is a predicted model, not a curated record. Gene Ontology annotation, cellular component: membrane. Gene Ontology annotation, biological process: G protein-coupled receptor signaling pathway.
CGCCCUUGUUCACAAAGAGGUGAACCUCGCCCCAUCUUUACUUGUGAAUGACUGAGCAAUUCAGGGAAGAUCCUUUUAUACCCAAUCAUGGCACCCACCUGUUCACCUGUGGGAUGUUCCAAACAGGUGUUUGAUGAGCAUUUCCUCAACUUUCUUUUUUGCCACCUGAUUCUAAGUUAAUGAUUAUUUGCUAAAAACAAAGUUUAUCAGUUUGAACAUUAAAUAUCUUGUCUUUGUAGUGUAUUCAAUUAAAUAUAGGGUGAACAUGAUUUGCAAAUCAUUGUAUUCUGUUUUUAUUUGUUUAACACAACGUCCCAACUUCAUUGGAAUUGGGGUUAUACUCUGGAACCAAAGCUCACCAUUUACUGAAAUGAGGGGCGUGAAGAUGGUUAGCUGUGUCACACAGCAUGAGAAAAAAAGAGGGGAACACACAGCCCUCCGUCACAGUCAUUGCUUCAACCUCACAGUCACUGCACCAAGAGUAAAAAGAAGGACCUCCAGAAGGAUUGAAUGUGACAGGCAGCCAGAGAGAUAAGAGAAAAUGCAACAAGUGCAGAAUUCACUGGGACAAUGAGCAAGUGAAGUGAAAGGUGUUUGGAGGAAAGCACAAUAGACCUACGCGCUCACGUUGCUUUGGACUUUCCCAACAGAAAAAGCACUGAUGGAAUUUGUCUAUCCUGAGGACUCCCAACCAUCAAACAAAAUGAACAGCUCUGCUGCCUCAUCUUUUUCACCCUUAUUAGUUCAUACUGUGAUUGCUCACAUUUAUGUGUUCACACUCUCAGCCACAUCUCCUCCCACAUCCCCCAUUCUAAUCUCCUCUAUGGCCACUUCUAACCCAACUAUAUGUUCAUUAGAUGAUGCAGCCCUCCGUCUGCUACUAGCUGUUCUCUAUUCUCUUUUGUUCCUCCUUGGCCUAGUGGGUAACCUCUUUGCCUUGUGGGUCUUCCUUUUUGUUCACGCCAGCCGCAACUCUGUACGUGUGUUCCUCAUCAACUGCGCAGUGGCAGACCUGGUCCUUCUGGCAUGCCUGCCCUUCCGGAUCUUCUACCACUUUAAUGGAAACCACUGGCUACUGGGACAUGUGGCCUGCAAACUGGUGGGAAAUCUGUUCUACAUGAACAUGUACAUAAGCAUCAUGCUACUGGGGCUCAUCAGCCUGGAUCGUUAUUUGAGGCUCAAAGGGAAGGGCAGAGUGAGGAGAGGUUUGGGGAUGCGACUGUGGGGGUGUAGUUGGCCGUGGAGUUGGGUGGCAUGUGGAACACUGUGGGGCUCGUCUCUGGCAGCAUUGGUUCCCAUGAUUGCUACUGCGGAGGACAAAGAGGACAACCACAAAUGCUUCCAAUUCAAGCAGCGGCGGUUCGCCAGAGGGAAAGCAUACUUUAAUGUUGUGCUGGUGGGAUUGUUCUGGCUCGUCUUCCUCAUACUCAUGGUGUCGUAUGCCAAGAUUGCCUACCGGUUAAUAAAAGUGUCACGGGACAAGCCAGAACUUCCAAAUGCACUAAGAUAUGUACGUACUGCAAAGAAAUCCUUUUUUGUCCUCUUCCUGUUUACCCUUUGUUUUGGUCCUUACCACACCUUUCGGCCCAUCUAUAUUCUCGCCCAGCUUAAUGCGACAGCAUCCUGUGACUACUUGCGUGUGGUAGAUCUCAUCAACGAGGUCAUGCUGUUAUUCUCUGCCUUUAACAGCUGUUUGGAUCCUGUCAUGUACUUUCUUUUGUCUGGCUCAGUGCGCAAAACUGCCCUCCAUGCGCUUGAAAACAGACUUGGCAAUCGGCUUUUCUUCCAAAAUGAAGCCACAACCAACAGCUCAACAACAGAGUUCCGAAGGCCUUCAGUACCUUUGGGUUUACCAAGAACUGUGGACUGAGUCUUUCCCAUAGGGGUUGACAUUUCUGUUUCUUCAUGUUAAGUCACAAUAUUAAUGUAUUCUUCAUGUUGAGUCAAAAUAUUAAUGCAUCUGUAAGUUUAACACACAUGCUGACAAAUUGGUUUUCUCACUGAGGUGAGUUAAGAAACCACCAGGAAAUCAGAUUAUAUUAACACCAUCAAGUGGGUGGUCAAGUGCCCGCUGUGUCUGUUAAGUGCCGGAUUCAGGAAUGCUCCAUAUGGUCCGGGUGUGAGUGUUACACAAGUUAGGGGUCUAAUCUGGUGAGAGUCAUUGUUAUAGGCCAGUAAUUCUUAAAGUGUGGUAUGUAGGACCCCCUUCUGGUGGUACGGGAAAUGAUCAUUGAAUAUUGUCACACUUGCAACACUGCAGUUGUAUUGUUCAUAGGUUCUGCAAUUUCCGAUUUUCUGGGAGGCCAUGAAGGUAACCAAACGAGUGUAAUUUGUGAUUGGCUGGGAGAGUCGAGGGGCAGGGAGAGAGCGAGUGUGUGUCCAUUCAGACACUGACGGUUACAGGA